AGGACCUAUUCUAGAGGUUAUUGUAUCACGAAUGAAUUACAUCAGUUCUCAAACCGAAAACAAAGUUCGUAUUGUUGGGUUAUCAACAGUUUUAGCAAACGCUCAGGAUCUAGCAGACUGGUUGUGUAUUGAUGAGGGUGGAUUGUUCAAUUUUAGUCAUUCAGUACGUCCUAUUCCAUUAGAAAUUCAUAUUGAAGGAUUUUCUGGAAGACACUAUUGUCCUCGUAUGGCUACUAUGAAUAAACCGAUCUUUAUUAAUAUUAUGAGACAUUCUCCUAUAAAGCCUGUAAUUGUUUUCGUUUCAUCACGACGCCAAACACGUUUGACAGCUCAGGAUUUGAUUGCGUAUUGUUGCUUGACUGAGAACCCUUAUCAUUUUUUGAGAAUGACUAAAGAAGAAUUACAAAUCAAUCUAUCUCAAAUCAAGGAUAGUAGCAUGAAAAGUACUCUUACUUUUGGCAUUGGGCUGCAUCAUGCUGGAUUAUCUGAAAGUGAUCGGAUGAUAAUAGAAUUAUUAUUUCUACAACAAAAAAUUCAAGUUUUAGUUUCAACUAGCACCUUGGCUUGGGGCGUGAAUUUACCCGCUCAUUUAGUUGUAAUCAAAGGAACCGAAUUCUAUGAUGCCAAGUCUAAAGGAUAUGUAGAAUUUCCUAUUACUGAUGUACUCCAAAUGAUGAGUAGAGCUGGUCGUCCGCAAUUCGAUGAUAGUGGGGUUGCUUGUAUAUUU
Messenger RNA from Funneliformis caledonium, 727 nucleotides. NCBI's taxonomy places the organism in Eukaryota, Fungi, Glomeromycota, Glomeromycetes, Glomerales, Glomeraceae. The record is from the annotation of a GenBank genome assembly.